AUCGUGGCAAAUACUAACUAAAUAAACUCUAUAAAUAGAUAUCAUCUCUUAGUACUACUCUACACCUAAAUCUUUUGGUAUAUAUUCUAAGUUUGUGUGAUCCUUACCACAAACACACACACACACACAUACACAUAUUUGAUCCGUCGUCGACGAGAUGGCUCCACCACCAUCGACGACAGUCUCACCGGCUACAACAUUGAUCGUACGAGUGGUUACUCUUGUUUGCUUGCUCAUAUCUGUUAUCGUUAUUGCCACCAAUAAUCCUGAAGUAGAUGGAGGCAAGAUGAAGUUCAACGAUUUCUACGCUUAUCGCUACAUGUUGGCAACAGGGGUUGUUGGAAUUGCUUAUACAUUCCUUCAAAUUGCAUUCACAAUUUACUUUGUGAGCACUGGAAAUAGGCUAGGUGGCAAUGGUUUGAUGUUCCUUGACUUUUUUGGAGACAAGGCGUUGUCGUACUUGUUGGCCACCGGCGCUGCUGCCGGGUUCGGACUGACGGUGGAUUUGAACCGUAUAGGAUUUGAAUCGGACGUUAAAGAUUUUCUUAAUAAAGCGAAUGCAGCAGCCAGCCUACUCUUUUUUGGCUUCAUAUUCUCAGUGGUCUCAUCUAUAUUUUCUUCCUUCUCUCUUCCAAAGAGUUCAUAGAUUUUAGUAUUUGAUUUUGUUAUUGUUUGUGAAUUUUGAAAAGUGGAGAGUUGGAGUUGGGCCAAGAUCAAUUAUCUCUAAGCUACAAGACUCAUG
This is a messenger RNA of Salvia miltiorrhiza (redroot sage), 742 nucleotides long. RefSeq names its product CASP-like protein PIMP1. Bases 158 to 646 code for a protein of 162 amino acids. The record is from RefSeq and is a predicted model, not a curated record. NCBI's taxonomy places the organism in Eukaryota, Viridiplantae, Streptophyta, Magnoliopsida, Lamiales, Lamiaceae. The transcript is spliced from 3 exons.